Molecule: messenger RNA, 1663 nt
Organism: Cicer arietinum (chickpea)
Lineage: Eukaryota; Viridiplantae; Streptophyta; Magnoliopsida; Fabales; Fabaceae
Product: F-box/FBD/LRR-repeat protein At4g26340-like
Molecular function (GO): protein binding
Source: RefSeq, a predicted model, not a curated record
UUAUAGUCAAAUUAGAAUUCCACAUAACUGAUUAAUUUUGAGUCUUGUUUCUGGGUUAAGACUAAAAAAUCAACAUGGAAGAAGCCAAGAAACUCAAAACAGAGCAUGAUCGAUUAAGCCGUCUCUCCGAUGAUUUAUUAUGCCAUAUUCUAACAUUCCUGCCAAUAAAAGAGGCUUACAGAACAAGUGUUCUUUCUUCAAGAUGGAUAUCACUCUGCAACAAAAUCCUCGACCUUCAAUUUGCAUUACCAAAAUCUAAGCGGUAUCAAGAAAUUGAGUAUGUAUAUACAAUUCUUCUAAGACGCACCGAAAAUAUAAGAAAAUUAACAUUCUUCACUCACUUUGGAUGUGAACCCACUGAUGCACAAUUGUGGGUCAUGAGUGCAAGAAAACUUCAGGUGAAGGAACUUGACUUAGAUUUCAUUCUCCGGAAGCCAAUAGUAUUCCCUGUUACGUUUUUCAUGUCUAUGUCACUUGUGGUUUUAAAAUUGCGUGGCAAUAUUAAACUCCAAUUUGAUUCUUCUAUUGCUCCUAAUUUCCCUUCAUUAAAGAUUCUUCAUCUUCAAUUACUUAUUGGGUACAAUUAUAGUGAUGAUCGUGAAUAUGAUAUUAAUAAUUUUUUAAGUGGUUGUCCACAUCUUGAGGAAUUUCGUUUCUAUGAUUGCCUCAUACAACCUAUUAAUAUCUCUUUUCACUUCUUAAAGAGAUUACAUCUUAAUUUAUUCAAUCCUAGUUAUAUUACCGACAUUGGUCCAUUACAAAUUAAUGUCCCUUCACUUGAAUUUCUUCAAAUUGCUGAUUGUUCCCUUCGGAAAUAUGAGUUUAUAAACUUGUUCAAUGUUGAUCGAGCAGCUCUUUGCAUUAGUAAGUAUUCGGAUUUUGACGGUUCGUAUAAACUCUUAAAAGGAAUUUCUAAUGUCAAAUCACUCACUCUCAGGGCUGACACAAUUAAGUUUCUUAGCAAGCAGGACUAUCUCGACGAUUUAUGUCUUCUCACUUUUCAUAAUUUAUUAUAUUUAUCGGUUGAAAUAUCUGAGAAUUGCAAUUGGAAUAUGCUUCUUAGCUUUCUUCAAAAUGCUCCAAAACUAAAGAAUCUUGUUAUUGAGAAACAUUUUAAAAGGAAUUUGAAAAGAAAAGAGGUUGGAAACUCUCCAUGGAAAGGGCCAAUAGAAACUCCAACAUGUCUUUCAAGCAGCCUCAAAACAUUUCAGUUUAAAGGAAUUCAAAACAUAAGAGCUGAGUUGGAUUUUACGCAAUAUAUUAUAGAAAACUCAAGUAAGUUGGAGAAAGUAAAGAUUUUUACACCAAAGUCCAAGAAGUCAAAGUCAACAUCCUCAACAAAAAGAAAAUUAAUGCAGUGGUCAAAGAAAUCAUCAUUACUAGUAUGGGAAAUUAAUUUAUUUUGAAGAUCGUUUGGAUGCCUUCAAGGAAUGAAGCAAGACUGGUGGCACUAUUUUUCUUGUUAUCAAUCUUACACACUCCAUUAUAAUUGAUUUGUUGCAUAUAUUUAUCCAAUUUUUAAUUCUUUUGGGUAGAAAUACAAUUGUCUCUAAGAACUCUUAGUCAAAUACCGUAUGUAAGCAUCUUUAUUUGUUUUUUUAAUAUGACAUAGUUACCUUAAACUUAUUUAUUGAGAAUUCCCCAAUUGCAACGUCUUGUAAAA